Eurypyga helias (sunbittern) is the source of this 781-nucleotide messenger RNA. Its product is annotated as junctophilin-1-like. Gene Ontology annotation, cellular component: sarcoplasmic reticulum; plasma membrane; junctional membrane complex. The annotation marks the transcript as partial. The transcript is spliced from 2 exons. The record is from RefSeq and is a predicted model, not a curated record. NCBI's taxonomy places the organism in Eukaryota, Metazoa, Chordata, Aves, Eurypygiformes, Eurypygidae.
AACUGCACAUGCAAGAGCUAAAGCUGAUGCUGCGGAUCAGGCUGCUCAGGCUGCUCGCCAGGAAUGUGAUAUUGCAAGAGCAGUUGCCAGAGAACUUUCACCAAAUUUCUACCAACCAGGCCCUGAUUAUAUCAAACAAAAAUUUCAAGAAGGAGUGGAGGUGAAAGAAAAAUCAGAAGAAAAAGUUCAGGAAAAACCACCUACCCCAAAAGAGUCACCUCACUUUUAUCGGAAAGGUACUACACCCCCUCGAACCCCAGAAGCAAGUCCAAGGCAUAGUCCUCCUCUUUCUUCUGAGCCUUCUCCUUCAAAACAGCUGAAAAGGCAAAGCUCCACUUCUGGGGCAAGACUCAGUCAAGAAAAAAAGCUUUUAGCCACUGAGAAUGUAACACCCACAGUUAACAAGCCUUUAUAUUCAAAAGCACCAGUGAAGGAGGAAGUCGCUGUGAAACACCAGCCAAAGCUUUCAGCCCAUCACAAUCCCAUCAGCACGGAGAAUGGGGAGCUGCAUGGUCACUACCAUAGCUAUUAUGUAAAAAUGAAUCCACCAGUGCUUCCACAGGAGCUCAGGGAAGAAGAUGAGUAUGUCAACCCAUCACCGUCAACACUUGCACGGAUACCACCCUCACAGAAGCCAAGUCCUGCUAGAUCUGGGGGUCAGCCAGAUGCCAAAGAAAACAAACCCGACACAAAAAUUAAGAAAACAGAAUUUGCUGCACCAAAGAACCCAGCUAAUAAUGAGUCACAUUCAGCAGUGGAAAAAGCAGUAGAAAACAGCUCG